Pleuronectes platessa (European plaice) is the source of this 4002-nucleotide messenger RNA. RefSeq names its product ral guanine nucleotide dissociation stimulator. Gene Ontology annotation, molecular function: guanyl-nucleotide exchange factor activity. The record is from RefSeq and is a predicted model, not a curated record. The transcript has 17 exons. Gene Ontology annotation, cellular component: plasma membrane. The coding region runs from base 323 to 2614 and encodes 763 amino acids. Gene Ontology annotation, biological process: Ras protein signal transduction; positive regulation of GTPase activity. NCBI's taxonomy places the organism in Eukaryota, Metazoa, Chordata, Actinopteri, Pleuronectiformes, Pleuronectidae.
UUCAGGCUGCCUGUCUCUGUCCUCACGCACACUGCGGGGACACAGCAGCAGGUAUCGGUCUCUUCUCUGCAGAGGAAACAAGAACCUCCACAUGGAACCAGAUGUGAGAGAUAUGAUCCAGAUGUGAAACGGAGCGAAGCCUCUGCGGAGAGAAACGCGUCUUCUCAGCUCGUAACACAGGCGCGUUCAUGUGGUUUGAAACCAGUUUCAGAACUAGAUCUAAGUGCUGGGCUCGUUCCAACAUGCAGCCUUAAUCCGACCUGGAGUCGGUUUUCAGUCCCGAGGAGAUGAGGAGCUGCAGAGUGUAACUCCACAGGACGUCAUGGGGAAAUGGGAGCUGACUAUGAACCCAGUGCAGGAGUGGGGCGAGGAGUUCGAGGACGGCGCCGUGUACGGGGUCACCCUGCGCCGGGAGCCCGCCCCCCCCUCCGCCCCCCGAACCGACGAUGCCAACCCGUCCUGCGCCUUCGUCCAGUACCGGACCUGCAAGGUGCGGCGCCUGAAGGCCGCCACGCUGGAGCUGCUGGUCCACCACCUGCUGGACCCGAGCUACCAGGAGCAGGACUACAGCAAGAUCUUCCUCUCCACGUACAGGACCUUCACCAGCAGCUCCAAGCUCAUAGAGCUGCUCUUCCAAAGAGACGGAGCUGCGUCAGACCUGGACAACUGUGAGUUCUACAGGAGCCCUCUGUUAGCCUUCAUCCAGACGUGGUUGGACGAGUUCAGCGAGGACUUCAGGGACCCCCCCCGGCACUCGGGCCUCCGGCUGCUGCUGGACCACCUGAGCAUCAGCUCCGCGGUGCUCGACAACAUGCGCACACAACCCAACUUCUGCUCGUUGGCCGGGCAGGCGGAGGCACUGCUCAAGAGCUUCCAGAGAGAAGAACCGGAGACAGACGUCGGUUCUGCUCUGGCGGAUCUGGAUCAGGAGGCCGAGGGAUCUGGUGACGACGAGGACUCAGGAUGUGAGAACUCUCUGGAUUCAGGAGGGAUCCUGGAUUUCUCUGCUGCUGCCGUGGCCGAGCAGCUCACCCGGGUGGAUUCAGUUCUGUUUGUCCGAGUGGUGCCGUACCAGUGUCUGGGCUGUGUGUGGUCUCAAAGGGACAAGAAGGAGAACAUGGCUCCCACCAUCCGGGCCACCAUCUCCCAGUUCAACGCCGUCACCAGCCAGGUGAUCAUGUCUCUGCUCUGCCAGCCCACGGACGCCACCUCCAGUCCCACCUCCUCCUGCCUCCCCCCCACUACUCCUGCACAGAGGGCCCGCAUCAUCGAGAAGUGGAUCCGAGUAGCACAGGAAUGUCGUCGGCUGAAGAACUUCUCGUCUCUCAGAGCGAUUCUGUCGGCGCUUCAGUCCAACGCCGUCUACCGGCUGAGGAAGACCUGGGCGGCUGUCAGCAGAGAGAGCAUGGCCACGUUCAAUAACCUGUGGGAGACUUUCCCUGAUGAGAACUGUGUCCUCACCAACCGAGAGCUGCUGGAGGAGGACGGAGGCCAGGCCAGCGCGGAUAACAUUUCUCCAAAGAUAUCCAAGCGGUGUCCGAUCGCCAGACAGAUGAGCUCGUCCAGUGGAGUGGUCCCCUACCUGGGGACGUACCUGACCGUCCUCACCAUGCUGGACACCGCUCUGCCCGACUCCGUGCAGAGUGGACUCAUAAACCUGGAGAAGAGACGGAGGGAGUUUGAGGUUCUGUCUCAGAUCCGUGUGCUGCAGGCGUCCUGCUCCCAGGACAACCUGCCCCAUCACCCCCGAGUCGCUGCCUGGCUGCAGGGACACCGGCUGCUCACGGACCAGGAGAGCUACGAGUUGUCGAGGCAGCUGGAGCCUCCGGUGGACGUCUGCUCUCCGACUCUGUGGUCAGGCCACCGCACGCUCAGCAAGAAACUCUCCAGUCUCCUGACGGUGAGCGACGGGUCCAAGAAAGUCCCGGCCGACCAGAUCAGCGUCUCCUCCUCUGGAUCCAGUGGAUCUGAGAUGGAGGAUCUGUCCUCCCCGAACUCGGCCUGUUCCAUCAGACUGCAGUCCUUUCACAGCUCCUGCAACAACGUGUCCGAGCCCUUCUCCUUGUCCUCCUCGGCCUCCUCCUCCCCGUGCUCCUCCUCCUCCGCCGCCUCCUCCUCCCCGUGCUCCUCCUCCCCCGCCUCCUCUCCAGACUCCCCCUGCGACUGCCGGGCGGACCCUCACCCCCCCGCCUCGUCCUGUGGCGGUGCCCGGCCGAAGUCUUCCCUGGCCUCGCACCACAAGCGCUCCGUGUCCAUGACCUCGCUGCCCGUGUACAACCGGCAGGUGGCCGACACGUGCAUCGUCCGGGUGAGCGUGGACUUGCCCACGAGCAACGGCAACAUGUACAAAAGCAUCCUGUUGACCAGUCAGGACAAAACUGCUCAUGUGAUUCAGAGGGCGUUGGAGAAACAUCACCUGGAGCACCUGAGCUGGAAGGAGUUCACCCUGACGCAGGUCAUCUCCCCGGACAGAGAGCUGCUCAUCCCGGACAAAGCCAACGUCUUCUACGCGAUGUCCACAACAGCAAACUUUGACUUUGUCUUACGGCAAUCCCCCAAAGGCCAGAAGAAGCCCCUGAGGGCCACGUCCAGCCUGGGCCGAUACACAAAGUAGCACAGAGGGUCUGGAGGAUCUUCUAGAGCUCAGAGGCUCUGGAGGAUCUUCUAGAGCUCAGAGGGUCUGGAGGAUCUUCUAGAGCUCAGAGGGUCUGGAGGAUCUUCUAGAGCUCAGAGGCUCUGGAGGAUCUUCUAGAGCUCAGAGGCUCUGGAGGAGCUUCUAGAGCUCAGAGGCUCUGGAGGAGCUUCUAGAGCUCAGAGGCUCUGGAGGAUCUUCUAGAGCUCAGAGGGUCUGGAGGAUCUUCUAGAGCUCAGGGGACAUCCCUGAAGGAGGUCUCAUUUUUACAGAGGAAACUUUUAAAAAUGUGACGGACAAGGCGAUGCAGAAGCACUUUAUGAAGAGGAAGCAGCUGGAACUGAUGAAGCUGAAGAGAAACACCUGGAUCUGACUCGCUUUUACUUCCUGUUGGAAUAAACUGGGCCUGAAUCCGACCAUCAAACCAAAGAACUGAGGUGUUUGAGUCCGCUGCUCGAUGUCACUUCAUUUUGUCUUUGCUAUGAGGACGUGGACAGACACACCGUCCAUCAAAGAGCAACACGUGCUGACAUCAGCGACCUAUAUAUCUAAAUAUACAUGAACGUUGAGACGCUAACAAUAACCUGUGUGUUAGAAAAGGGAAUAUGGGUCAGAUGCUGUGCACAGCCGGUAUCUAACCCCCUGCUGUGCUGACGUGUUUCCAUACGAGCAGUGGGAGGAGACGCUCAGCUGGGAUCGGCGUGUUCCCUGCUGGUCUCAGACCUGUUGACGUGAUUAUAGAGCACGACUCACUGCCCGACCGGAAAGAUGGCAUUCCUGAACUCUGGUAAACACGGAGGCAGCAGCAGAUAUUUGAUGGACGGGGAUGUAAAUGCAGAUGAAACAACAAUAAGGUUGAACUGUCGGAUGUUUUCUAUUUAUUUUCACUUUGGUUCCACCACGCUUCACUCGAACGCACCUUUAUUGACACGUUGUGAUGACUCACGAGGAUUUAACUUGUCCUCUGACUCUGAUUUGGAGACUUGGUUGAUUUAAUCCGGCCAGAAUUUACUGAUAAACUCCUAAGAAUAUUUAAAAUGUGUUAUUUUUUAACUCAAUUGUAUUUAACAUUGUGGCUCAGACUUGUGAAGCUGGGAUGUAACUGGUCCUGUGACGUGAUCGUUUGACCACAAACCACAAACCUCCCCAAGAAUGAACAUUUUAGAAUAAGCUUAUUCUUAUUGUACUGUGCAAUACCCCCCCCCCCCCCCCUUUGGUAAUUUAUAAAUGAUUUUGGCUUAUAAAUAACUGCAAAUUGUUCUGUCUUUUUUGAUGAAGACAAAUGUCAGAGUUGUAAAACAAAAUGAAUAAACUGUCUGAAAAAAUGAAUUUCUGCCAAAUUUCAAUUAAACUAAUGUUCUUAUUUGUCU